Molecule: messenger RNA, 555 nt
Organism: Penicillium nucicola
Lineage: Eukaryota; Fungi; Ascomycota; Eurotiomycetes; Eurotiales; Aspergillaceae
Exons: 1
Coding region: 1-555 (184 amino acids)
Source: RefSeq, a predicted model, not a curated record
AUGAGCAACUUUCCAUCUGCAGAUACACCUAUCAAAACCAUAGGGUUAGGCAGACAGGUUUGCGAGGUAAAUGGACAGACCCUGACUCGCAGAAAUGGCACACAAGAAUGGACCAAGCAUGCUCCAGAAAGUGAAGCUCAACUCACGGCCUCACUCGACUCCGCAUCUCUCUACCUCUCAUUAAUCCAUCACGCACAAGGCCCAGGAGAACCAUUCCACUGGUCCCUAUUUGUCGCCCAUGAAAACCACCCAGGCUCUGUCUACCAGGUCAAAGGCGACGCAGAAUUCAUGACAUAUGAGCCCGAAGACUCGGUAGAUGAGACCCAAGCGGAAUCAUUUUCAACCCUUUAUCAGUUGGCCGUGGUUUCCGAGGAACAAGCACGGGUGAUCAAGCAAGUGGCGGAAUGUGAGCCUCCUCCACAUGCACCGAAUCGACAGUAUGUUAUUGAGAAUUGUCAGGGAUGGUCUGUCCGUGUUAUUGCAAAGCUGGUUGAGAGAGGAAUUGUGCCACCUGUCAAACUUGAGAUGGCGAUAUCCAUGAUGCAGCCGGUUUGA